AUGGCCGCCGAACCGCCAAAUGCAAACUGGCAUCCGGCACUCAUGCCUGACCACGAAUCACCUCCACCCCCUGCCGACUCCAUCGAACAGCAGCAGCCACCGCGACAGCACACACCCAUCUCCUCACCCGAUUCGUUGCACAACGGCACCCCGCUGAACGAAGAGCCCGAGCCUCACAGUCUUGACUUUGCCAAUGGGCCUGACGAUCACCCGGAUACUUGGCUGCCCUCAAAAGAUGAUGUCGACGAAGGUGGUGCCUGGCUAGCCUCCACGGCACACCCCGGAUUCCAGCAUGCUGAUCCCACCGGCAUCAGCAAGACCGACGCCGCCAUGUCUGCACAAACAGAGGAGCCUUCCAAGCCGACAGGCGCAAAGCACGGCAGCUCCAUGUCCUUUGCCCGCACCGUCUCCCACGAGAUCAGCUUUGGCGAUGACGAUGAGAGCGAGUGGAGCUUGCCUCGCACAAACACCGAUCCCUUCAAGUUCAUGCCUCCCUCCGAUCGCACAAACUCUUUCCCCGUCGUACCGCCCAUGGCUUCCGCCCAGCAUACCGACGAGCAUCCUCUCCAACCCAACCAGGCCUUGGAUGUUUUGGAGGACACAGAGAAGGACUGGGGCCUGCAUGCGCGGCCUGGUGAGGAAGGGUCUUCGCACGAGAUCGACGACACAUACACAGCCGACGCAGUAAACGACUCCUUGCACGCACGCCAUGAAACCUCACUGUCCAUGGGCGGUGAUGUGGCUUUCGAGCCCAGCCCUGCCGAUGCGCGCUACGAAGAGGGUAUCCCUCUGGUUUCUCAUCAGCAGGAGCAAGAUCAGCAGGCGUCUGAGCAGUCCCAGAAAGGAGUCCCGGCCCUUUUUACUGAGGACAAGACUCCCGAGGAUGAUGGUUUCUUCAGCCAUCUUAACGGGAAUGCCCAGGAUGCCCCUAGCAACGGCAUAGCUUCGGAGCCCGCCCCUACGCAGACGACCGACGGCACAGCCGAUACUAGCGCAAACCUGAAACCGUCGAGAGGUCACCGGCGAACCAAGACUAAAGACCUGAACGCCAAGUGGCAGGAAGCAUUCAUGGACGAUGACGAUGACGACUUUCUGCUUGACGACGAGGCCGGCGAUGGCGAGAAUGUUGACCCGACGGCCUUCUUGGGGAGCGAUGACGAAGGUCUCCUCGACGAAGCCGAGGAUGCAGUUUCUGCCGAGCAGCCCACCACGGCUCCUUACCAGCCUGCUCCAGCCCAGCUUUCGAAAUCGAGCCCCUACGCUUCUCAGAACGCGUACCAGCAGACGCCCUCUGCCUACCAGCCCGUUCACCCCGCAGUCACGACGACGCAGGGCUUCUACAACUCUGUCGCUACUACCAACCAUUCUCCCUUGGCACCGCCCUACGUACGAUCACCUUUGGCAGGCAAUGAACCACCCAAGGCCCAGAGCUUCGUUGACAAGUCGAAGGGUGGAUAUUCCUCGCCUUUUGAUUUGCCGGCCGACCUUGUAGGCAGCGUGCCGAAGCCCCGCAAGCGGCCCAGUACUCAGUCUUUAUACUCGCCCGUCCUAUCUCCCAACUCUGCGCCUCCUCCCCCUCCACCGGCGGGCACGGGCGCUCCGGGUCCGCCGCCGAUGGGCUCCCGACCAUCCUCCAGCCAUGCUCGCGACGGGCCACCCCCCGCUAACCAGAAACCCUCGGUGCCGCCGCUGCGUAAUAAGAGCAGUUUCUUUGAGGAGCUUCCCAUGGCAUCGAGGCCUAAGCCCGCUUCUAGGCACGCCAGCAGAGUGUCUUCUCCGGCGCUGAACCCCAGCCAGAUCCUGCCUCCACCUCCUGCAGCCACGUCUAUGGGGCCGGUACCCCCGCUGGCGCCCCCGACCGCCCAUACAGAGCCGCCGGUCCAGCCAGUCGUGUCCGCAGGCCUGGUUGCUCCCGAGAAAGUCAGCCCUUAUGCUGCUCUGCAGUCUGGCAUCAGCCCUGUUCCGCCGUCUUCCAACACCGCUUCGAGGUAUUCCCCAGCUCCUCCACUCACCCCUGGACAGGCUGCUCCUGUGCCGCCUGCCGGAAACCGAUACUCGCCUGUACCUCCCGCUCCUCGUGCCACCAGCUACAGCCCCUCGAGGGCCGCGACAACGACCCCGCCGAUCCUUCCUCACCAACCACGCACAUCCAGUCCCCUCGCGCAUUUCGAAAUCACGAGUGCCAAGCCCCACCACGGCGAACUGGGUUUUCCUGAACGCCGAUCUAGCAGCUCGUCGUACGAUCCUAGGACGAACCGGGUUUCCUCCCUACCCCCUACUCGCGAGGUUGAUGAAGAAGAAGACGACGAUCGAUCCGGAGCCGGCGUCCUCAUUGGCACGCGCCACUCAUCUGCCGAGUACAGGUACAGCCCUGUUCCGGCGGCUGCCAGGCAUACGCCUCCCCCCCCAGCUCAGGCUGGGCAAGCCUUCUCUCCUCCCAAGAGGGCCAUGUCCAACUACCUGCCCCAGGCUCCACCAGUGGUCAGCCAGCCGGGUAUCGCUCCUCCUCCCAGGCCGCAGACCCAGUCGCCUACGUACACGCGAGUGCCCAAGCCUGACAUGCAUGGCCAGAGGCCGUCGUCUGCGCACUCCCCCAAGUCUUCGAAUCCGGGCCAAACUACCCAGCCUUCUGCCUACAUGAAUCACAGCCGAGCUCGUGGCGCCUCACUGACCAUGAGCAUGGUGGCACCGACUGACGGUCGUGAGCAGGACCCUCUCCAGCGCUGGAAGGGUGCGCCCAUCAUUGCCUGGGGCGUUGGUGGUAUCGUUGCUACCACGUUCCCCAAGAGUAUUCCUCGCUACACCAUGGGCUCUUCCACCCCAACCAUCUCUCGUACCCCCGGAGAGGUCAGGAUGCAGAGCAUCAAGGACGUCCUGCCGUUGACGGAGAGAGUGUCCAAGUUCCCCGGGCCGCUCAAAGGAAAGUCCAAGAAGAAGGAGACGAUCGCUUGGCUCACGUCGGGCAUUGAAGAGCAGGAGAAGGAUAUCGGACAUUUCGCCUUGCAGCCAGGGCUUUCACUCGAAGCUAAGCGUAGCGUGGAGCGGCUUCUUCUCUGGAAGAUCCUUCGCGUGUUUGUCGAGAACGACGGAGCUCUUGAAGGAAACCCCGCUGUCGUCAAGAGUGUCGCAGACAUCCUCUCAUCAGGGUCGGAAACUGCUGAGCCAGAGCCGGCGUUCCUUGGUCAGGCCCAUCUGGCUGCGGUCGCCCCCAUGACUUCGACGCAGUCUGAUGCGGUGGACCCUGGGGCUGUCGAGUCCAUACGUGUCAGCCUUAUGAACGGCGACCGUGAGGCCGCCGUUUGGGCUGCCGCCGACAAGCGCAUGUGGGGUCACGCUAUGCUCAUUGCCAACACCGUGUCUCCCAGCUUAUACCAGCAGGUAGCACAGGAGUUCGUGCGGAAGGAGGUCAACUACGCCGGUCACAGCAACGAGCCCAUGGCUGCCCUCUACAAGAUCCUGUCUGGUAACUAUGAUGACUGUGUCGAUGAGCUUGUCCCGUCGCACGCCCGUGCCGGCUUCCAACUUGUGUCGACGGAUCCCAGCACGGGCCUCAAUGGGGAUGCCAUGUCGGGACUAGACAAGUGGCGCCAGACCCUAGCCCUUGUCCUGCGCAACCGCAGCACCAACGACGAGCGUGGCCUGAAUGCGCUCGGAAACCUGCUGGCGGGCUACGGCCGUGCCGAGGCCGCACACAUCUGCUUCCUGUUCAGCAGAAGCGUGUCUGUCUUUAGCGGUCUGGACGAUCCGACGGCCAACUUUGUCCUCGUCGGAUCGGACCACAGGGGUCAGGCUGCGCAGCUCGGCAAGGAUGCGGAGUCGCUGCUGCUGAGCGAGGUCUACGAGUACGGCCUGACGCUGUCGGGAGGCGUGGCCACGGCCAGUGGCGCCCACCACCUGGCAGGCUACAAGCUCCACCACGCCCUGACGCUGUGCGAGCACGGUCAGCGCGACAAGGCCCUGCAGUACUGCGAGGCCAUCACGACGGCCAUGUCGUCGCAGACGAAACGCUCCCCGUAUUACAAUGCAUUCCUGGCGGCGUCGCUCGACAACGUCAUGACUCGUCUCAAGCAGGCACCCAAGGACGACUCGGGCUCGUGGAUCUCCAAGCCGAGCAUGAACAAGGUCUCGGAUAGCAUGUGGAACAAGUUCAACAAGUUUGUCUCUGGGGACGACGAAGGUCCCGACGGCGCCAACAGCGGGGCCAAUGGCGAUGCUAGCCCCUUCAACCAUAUCGGGAGCCCGACCACACUCAGUCCCUCGCCGUCCACCCACAACUUCGACAUCUACGGUGCCGGGGCCGCAGCCAGGAGCUACACACCCGGUGUGGUGGCGCCUUCGUCGGCGACAUCUUCCAAGUACGCCCCCAUUGCUACUUCCUCCCUGCAGUCCAGCCCGGCAAAGUAUGCCUCUGCGGGAGCUCCGACAGCCGACCAGCCUUCCCCGAGCCAUUACCCUGGUUUCCCCGGCGCUGCCACAUCAGCACCGCCGGAUGUCGGCUCGGCCAACCCCUACGCUUCCAUCUCGGGCUACCAGCCUCUGGAAGCUUCUCCAUCGACAUCCCGCCCCGGCCCGUCGCCGUACCAGGCUCUUCAGCCUUCUGCUAGCCUGACGUCGCUCCCCCUGACUCCUGGCCAACAGCAGCAGCAGCAGCAGCAGCAGCAGCAGCAGCGCAGCCAGAGCUUUACUCCAGCUAGCUUCACCCCCGCAAGCUUCACGCCUUCAGCGCUUGGCUACGAGCCUCCUCAGAUGACCCUAGAGCCUGCAACAGCGACUGAGGGUGACAGUGGGUCCCCUGGCUUCGAGCCCCCGUCCCUCCAGCCCUACGGGUACGAGCCUCCUUCUUACGAACCCCCCUCCUACAAUGACGAGGAGCCGACGGGUGAAGACGGCGAUGAGCCCAGGACGAGGAAGAAGAGCUUCAUGGAUGACGACGAGGACGAUAUCCCGGCUCCCCGAGCCCAGGAGAAAACGAAGUCCGACAAGGACCGUGAGAACGAGGAGAUGUUCCGCAAAGCAGCCGAGGAAGAUGCCAAACGCGCCGAGGAAGAAAAGGCCUCCAAGAAGGGAUGGGGCCUGGGCAGCUGGUUCAGCAAGAAACCGCCGACGCCCAAGCCAGCCGAGAACCCCAAUAAACCCGUGAGGGCCAACCUCGGCGAGGCGAGCAGCUUCGUGUACGACCCCGAUCUGAAGCGAUGGAUCAACAAGAAGCCUGGGGCCGAGAAAUCCGAGACCAAGACGGCCACCCCACCGCCUCCCCGAGCUGGUCGACCGCCGGCGGGAACUCCUCCCCCACCCGGACGUUCCGUGUCCGGUGGCCCGCCGCCGCGCUCGCUUGCUGCCCCACCUCAGCUCAAUACGGCGGCGUCGUACGACAGCCUCAGAGGGGCCAUGGGCCCGCCGCCUCCUGUGCUGUCUCGCUCAUACUCCAACACCAGCCUCGCUGGUGGCCCGCCCAGCGGGCCCCCCAGCCGACCGGGAACGAGCAUGAGCAACGCUAGCAGCAUUGAUGACCUGCUCGGUGCGCCGUCACUCGCGCCACGCAAAGCCGGGGCUAAAAAGCCUCGCAAGAGUGGCCGUUAUGUUGAUGUCAUGGCGACGAAGUAA
Messenger RNA from Geosmithia morbida, 5604 nucleotides. RefSeq names its product COPII coat assembly protein SEC16. The coding region runs from base 1 to 5604 and encodes 1867 amino acids. The transcript is spliced from 2 exons. NCBI's taxonomy places the organism in Eukaryota, Fungi, Ascomycota, Sordariomycetes, Hypocreales, Bionectriaceae. Gene Ontology annotation, biological process: Golgi organization; COPII vesicle coat assembly; autophagy. The record is from RefSeq and is a predicted model, not a curated record. Gene Ontology annotation, cellular component: endoplasmic reticulum exit site; ER to Golgi transport vesicle membrane.